AUGGCCAACGCCCUCAGGCGUCUCGCGACCGCGUCGUCGCGAGUCGCGCUCUCGCGCGUCGCCGCGGGCGCACCACGCGCGUUCGUCUCCGACGCCAGCGCGACCGCGACGCCGUGCUGGAGCUGCGACGCGCGAACGACGGCGUUGAAUGAUGACGCGUCGGCAAACUUUUUCUGCGACGCGUGCGGGGCGAUUCAACCGCCCGUCGCCGCGGAUUACUUCGCGCUGCUCGGAGUGGAACCAAAGUACGCGCUCGAGUCGGCGGCGCUCGAGGACGCGAUGAAGCGUCGACAGAAACUGUUGCAUCCGGAUAAGUUUAGCACGAAGAGCGAACGCGAGCGAAGGUACAGCGCGGAUCAAGCGUCGGCGGUGAACGAGGCGUACGGCACGCUGAGGGAUCCGCUGCGAAGGGCGAAGUAUAUUUUGGAGGCGCGCGGUUGGGGGGUGACGGAGCGCGACGGGAGAGACGCGCCCGUGGAUCCGGGGCUGUUGAUGGAAGUCAUGGAGGCUCGCGAGGCGAUCGAUGAGGCGAAUGGGGACGCGGAGAAGCUGCGAGAGCUGUUGAGGGAGCACAGCGCGCGAGUGACUGCGUGUGAGGAGGAGACUCGCGCGGCGCUGGACGCGACGCCGAUGGUUGGGGAGUCGGCAAAGGAAGCCGUCGUACGCUUGACGUACUUCGUUCGCAUCGUAGAAGAAAUAAAGGCGCUGCUUUGA
Messenger RNA from Ostreococcus lucimarinus CCE9901, 714 nucleotides. RefSeq lists its product with no specific name. The coding region runs from base 1 to 714 and encodes 237 amino acids. Gene Ontology annotation, molecular function: ATPase activator activity; protein-folding chaperone binding. The transcript has 2 exons. Gene Ontology annotation, cellular component: mitochondrion. Gene Ontology annotation, biological process: protein complex oligomerization; [2Fe-2S] cluster assembly. Lineage: Eukaryota; Viridiplantae; Chlorophyta; Mamiellophyceae; Mamiellales; Bathycoccaceae. The record is from RefSeq and is a predicted model, not a curated record.